AUGGGCGCGCAACAAUCCUCUCCUGGCGGAAGCCAGAUCGUUUAUAGCAACGAGACACCGAUCCAGUUCUCCAAGGAUGUCAUAAACCAUCUCGCCGACGCCCGGGACUCUCCUAACCCAGCACCCGAGCGGCAACAAACGCUCGAUGCAGUCGUUCAGCAACGCAUUCAGUCCGAGAUAAAGCGUCUGCAAGAGGCUGAAGCUCUCGUAAAGGCAGAUAUUGAGGCCGCGCUCGAGCGCGAGAAUCUUGAUCGGGAGAAACAGGUUGCAGAGACGGACGGUACCGGCGGGAGCUCCGAGGAACUGAGAAAUGAGUUGGAAGAGGUACAGAAGCGGGCUGAUAGGUUCAAGAGCAGGCUUUCUUUGGAGCAUGCACCCGAGGUCAAGGAGAGUCAGGCAAAAUUGCUCGCGUGCUAUAGGAGUAACCCUGAUCGACCGCUGGAUUGCUGGGAAGAGGUUGGGCAUUUCAAAGAAGCAGUCUCAAAAUUAGAAAAAGCAAGUACCGAUACCUUCGUUAUACCGUGCGAGAAUCUGACGGGAACAUUGGAUCGAUCAGGACUUUGUCAAGUCACUACAAUAGAUUCUGUAUUCAUUCGUCUUUUCUUGAUCGUUGUAAUGAACGCUCGUUUGAUAUCCCCAAAUGAACGACCGACCAACCAACAUGUGAUAUAUCCAACAACUUCAGGUGCGUGGUAG
This is a messenger RNA of Rhizoctonia solani, 696 nucleotides long. RefSeq lists its product as uncharacterized. The transcript is spliced from 3 exons. The coding region runs from base 1 to 696 and encodes 231 amino acids. Lineage: Eukaryota; Fungi; Basidiomycota; Agaricomycetes; Cantharellales; Ceratobasidiaceae. The record is from RefSeq and is a predicted model, not a curated record.